This is a messenger RNA of Micromonas commoda, 744 nucleotides long. RefSeq lists its product with no specific name. The record is from RefSeq and is a predicted model, not a curated record. Lineage: Eukaryota; Viridiplantae; Chlorophyta; Mamiellophyceae; Mamiellales; Mamiellaceae. The transcript has a single exon. Bases 1 to 744 code for a protein of 247 amino acids.
AUGGCCCGCCUGUGGAGGGAGGACCCCGAGCAGUGGCUGCUCAAGUCGAAGAUCCUGUGGGCGCAGAGGCACGAGGCGAGACGCGGCCAGGGCAGGAGCGAGGUUCCCACCGCCAAGUCCCUGUCCGGGCGGGGUAACCUCAGACCGUCGUCGGAUAAGAACACCCGCGCGUCCGGCGGGAAGAUCCUGUCGGGUCUGCCCAACAGACCCGGCAGGUCCGCGGUGUCGCUCAAGAUGCUCGUAGAGUCCGGGCACAUGCAGGCGGGCCCGGAUGCGCUCUGGAUCUCCUACCUCAACAAGACCUGGUCCGCCGAGCUCGACGCCGAGGGCGUGAUCAAGUUCGAGGGCAACGAGUACAACUCUCCAUCCGCGUGGGCCAUCUUCUGCAAGCGCAUCGCCAACCCGGGCAAGAAGGCUGACGACGGGUGGAAGAGCGUGCGGUACGGCGAAGCCGACGGACCGACGCUCGAUCAGCUCAAGCAGGCGUACCUGAGCGGGCACGCGGUGACCCACACGCCGGGGGGACCGAGCGGGCCCACGAGGGUGUUGCCGCCGAGGAAGAAGAGGCCCACGCGCGACAUGGGCGAGGGAGACAGCGAGGCGGGGACCCCCUCGGCGGUCUCCGCCGGCGAAGAGCCGAGUGCGUCAAAGCGACGCAGAGCCGGGGAGGACUCGGGGGCUGACACGCCGGGGACGGAGUUUGGGGCGGCCACGCCGGCGGACAGCGCGGGGGGAGACGAAUGA